GCAAGUUUGAGUCGGUAACAGACCUUGAGCAAGAAGCCAAGCAGUUUUCGAGAGAGAGAGAGAGAGAGAGAGAGAGAGAGAGAGAAAGAGAAUCUAUCUAAUUCAAAUUUAAGAGACGGUUUCGCAAUCGAAGAUCCCUCAUCUUCAGGUCAGAAUGGGUGUCAACAUCAACAUAGGAGGGUAUAUAGAGAAAGUGAACGGCCAAGAACUGAGUUACAGUGACUUUGUGAAGAGGUAUAUGGAGAAGAACCAGCCCGUCGUUCUCACAGGACUCAUGGAUGGAUGGACGGCUUGCAGUGAUUGGGUCAUCGGGAGUGGGCAACCCAAUCUCCAAUACUUCUCUUCUUAUUUUGGGAAUUCCAGAGUUCAGGUUGCUGAUUGUGGUAAAAGAGAGUUCACAGAUCAGAAGAGAGUUGAAAUGUCUGUCUCAGACUUUAUUAGCCAUUGGCUUGAGCUUUCUGGUAAAGAAUGCACUAAUUCUCCAGGCAAUGGUCAGACCCUUCUAUAUUUGAAGGAUUGGCAUUUUGUGAAGGAAUACCCAGAUUAUACACCGUACACAACUCCAUUAUUUUUUUGUGAUGAUUGGCUCAACAUAUAUCUCGAUAGUCAUCAUAUGCAUAGGGAUCCUGACACCUAUCACAAGACAAACGAUAUAGAUUGCUCUGACUAUCGUUUUGUUUACAUGGGACCAAAAGGUACAUGGACUCCUCUUCAUGCUGAUGUUUUCAGGUCAUAUAGUUGGUCAGCAAAUGUGUGUGGGAAGAAAAAAUGGCUUUUCCUUUCUCCUUCCCAGUGUCACCUUGUGUUUGACAGUAACAUGAAAAGCUCUGUCUAUGACAUUUUUGGUGAUGUUCCAGACGCAAAGUUUCCAGACUUUAAGAAGGCUAUUUGGUUGGAAUGCACUCAAGAACAAAAUGAAAUUAUCUUUGUGCCCAGUGGAUGGUACCACCAAGUCCACAAUCUGGAAGAUACAAUAUCCAUAAACCACAACUGGUUCAAUGCCUAUAACCUUUCUUGGGUGUGGGAAUUACUUGUCAAAGACUACAGGGAAGCAAGGGAAUACAUAGAGGACAUCAGAGAUAUUUGUGAUGAUUUUGAAGGUCUCUGUCAGCGCAAUCUGGCAGCAAAUACAGGUAUGAACUUCUCUGAUUUCUUCAUCUUCAUCACGUGUUUCUCCUUUGCCAACUUGAUCCAAUUAUACCAACUUGUAAGAUGCUAUCAAAACUGUGCUUGUGAUCUAUCUGCAAGAGUUCAGUAUUUAGUUUCAAAUCUUAUGUCUAUACGCAAAGUCUCUGUUAAGAUGGAGUCCAUAGGAGGCUUCAGAGGUAAUAUUGCUGCCUCACUGGAUCUCAGAGAAGUCCUGGAUGAGCCUGAGUUCCUAGACCUCUGCAUGGCUUUGCGUAGAACAUAUGAGAUCAUCGAUAAUCAAAGGAAACAAAGUCCAGAAACAAAUGAACCUUUCGGAGUUGAUUUGGAGAAUCUGGGUAUUAUUGAAGCAUCUGGUAUAAAUGUCUCUACUCCCAAAGAUCUAAUUAGAGGUUUAGACUAUGCUUUUAUGAAAUUUAAUGGCAUCUCUAAUUUAGGGAGCUUUAGUUUGAUAUCUUCAGAUGAUAAUUGAAGUUUACUACCUGUUCUUUAUGGAGAAAUAUUUGGAUGUGACAUAACUUUUGGGAAAGUCUUGGAGAACCAACUCCAAGGUUUCUGUGAGGCACAUUGAGGUGAUGAGGUCUUUGGUGGACUUUCUGGCCUUUGUUUUGCCAAACGAGUUGAGAACACUAAACUUGUCAGCCCAAAACCAUUGUGACUCGAGGGUUUGGAGGAUUGCAGUGACUAGAAGAUGGGGAUGAAUCCUGAUAUCAUGACAGAGAUGGUCCCUGAUUUUCCAGAUCUUAUGUCGAUGACACUGGAUUGCUCGUGAAGAAUUCAAGGUGUAGCAUUUGUUGAGAACUGUAUGAAAAAAAAGCAUUCAUAAUUAUGGGUGGAUGUCCUUGUUUAUGUAUUUAGAUACCCUACAGUGCAAAUUUCAGAUCAAGUACAACACUUUGUGCAUACACUGCUACCGAUCAUUAUUCUUGAAGAGAAAUAGAAAUUUGUGUUAGUCUCUGUGGCUCCCCAUUAUUCUGUCUGUUCUUACUCGCAGGCAAGAAGUUGCAGGUUGAAUGUUUCCCA
This is a messenger RNA of Telopea speciosissima, 2169 nucleotides long. RefSeq names its product 2-oxoglutarate and iron-dependent oxygenase JMJD4. Gene Ontology annotation, cellular component: nucleus; cytoplasm. Gene Ontology annotation, biological process: positive regulation of translational termination; negative regulation of gene expression; protein hydroxylation. The record is from RefSeq and is a predicted model, not a curated record. The coding region runs from base 155 to 1618 and encodes 487 amino acids. Lineage: Eukaryota; Viridiplantae; Streptophyta; Magnoliopsida; Proteales; Proteaceae. Gene Ontology annotation, molecular function: histone H4R3 demethylase activity; sequence-specific DNA binding. The transcript has 9 exons.